Messenger RNA from Spea bombifrons (plains spadefoot toad), 2255 nucleotides. It is a transcript of the gene FNBP1L, whose product is annotated as formin binding protein 1 like. Bases 117 to 1772 code for a protein of 551 amino acids. The transcript has 16 exons. Gene Ontology annotation, biological process: signal transduction. Lineage: Eukaryota; Metazoa; Chordata; Amphibia; Anura; Pelobatidae. The record is from RefSeq and is a predicted model, not a curated record. Gene Ontology annotation, molecular function: protein binding.
UCCCUAGCUUCACACAACACAAGGAAGGAGCCGCACGGUACACGGAGCCGCCCGUCCUCUUUUUCAGCGACACCCGGAUACCGACACCCUCCUGUCCCCACCACCCAGCCGGAGCCAUGAGCUGGGGCACGGAGCUUUGGGAUCAGUUCGAUAACCUAGAGAAGCACACGCAAUGGGGCAUAGACUUCUUGGACAGAUACGCAAAGUUUGUGAAGGAAAGAUCCGAGAUUGAACAGGCUUACGCAAAGCAGCUCAGAAAUCUGGUGAAGAAAUAUUGUCCAAAGCGCGCCACUAAAGAUGAAGAACCCAGAUUCACCUCUUGGCUAGCUUUCUAUAACAUCCUUAAUGAAUUGAACGACUAUGCUGGACAACGUGAAGUCGUAGCGGAGGAUAUAGGACACAAAAUAUACACGGAGAUAAUGAGAUAUACUUAUGAGCUGAAAGCAGAAAGAAAAUCGCAUCUUCAGGAAGGCCGGAAAGCCCAGCAGUACCUUGACAUGUGUUUAAAACAAAUGGAUAAUAGCAAGAGGAAAUUUGAAAGGGAAUGCAGAGAGGCAGAGAAAGCUCAGCAAACCUUUGAGAGACUGGACAAUGACACCAAUGCUACAAAAUCUGACGUGGAAAAGGCAAAACAGCAGCUAAACUUGCGCACGCACAUGGCGGACGAAAGUAAAAAUGAAUACGCUGCACAGUUGCAGAACUUCAAUGCAGAACAACACAAACAUUUUUACAUUGUUAUUCCACAGGUUUUUAAGCACCUUCAAGAAAUGGACGAGAGAAGAACUACGAAGCUGAGCGAGUGUUAUAAAGGAUUUGCAGAUGCCGAGCGCAAAGUCAUCCCUAUUAUCUCAAAGUGCUUAGAAGGAAUGGUGCUUGCGGGAAAAUCCGUGGAUGAACGCAGGGAUUCACAGAUUGUGGUGGAUUGCUUCAAAUCUGGCUUUGAGCCUCCAGGGGACCAUCCUUUUGAAGACUACAGUCAGCAUAUUUACCGGACGGUUUCUGAUGGAACCAUCAGUACUCCAAAGCAAGAAGUAAUGCGAAAUGACCCCAAAAUGACCGUGGGCAAGGCUAAAGGAAAGCUUUGGCUUUUUGGAAAGAAACCCAAGUGGUCACUAAGGAUGGGUCCAGCCUUAGAAGAUUUCAGCCACCUUCCUCCAGAGCAAAGACGUAAACGACUCCAACAAAGAAUUGAUGAGCUGAGUCGAGAGCUUCAGAAGGAAAAUGAUCAGAAGGAGGCUCUGAAUAAAAUGAAAGAUGUUUAUGAAAAAACUCCACAAAUGGGUGACCCAAGCAGCUUACAGCCAAAAAUUGCAGAAACUAUGAUUAAUAUAGAGAAGCUCCGGCUAGAAAUUCAUAAGAAUGAGACAUGGUUAUCAGAAGUUGAGAACAAAGUGUUGCAGAGAUCAGAGAGACGACACAGCGCUGAAACCAACCAUCUAGUGACACAAGGAAGAGAGAGCCCUGAAGGAAGCUAUACAGAAGAUGCCACCCAAGAAGUUCGAGUCCAGCCCCAACCCCACGUGCACUCAGAGUUUGAUGAUGAGUUUGAUGACGACGACCCCCUUCCAGCUAUAGGACACUGCAAAGCAAUCUAUCCGUUUGAUGGCAAUAAUGAAGGAACGCUGACGAUGAAAGAAGGGGACGUUAUGUACAUUAUUGAGGAAGAUAAAGGAGAUGGCUGGACAAGAGCAAGAAAGCAAAAUGGAGACGAAGGCUACGUACCGACGUCGUACAUAGAUAUUACUCUAGAGAAAAACAGUAAAGGUUCCUGAAGAGGGUUUCUGUGAAUCUGGGCGAGAUGUUGAAGGCGGUUACAUGCAGCUUCUUUAAAGGGGAGGGAAUUAGGCCGGGGAACAUGUGAGAAAAGUAACAUGCAUGAGGGCAUGGUACCAACAUACAUUGUUGACUAACACAGACCUUCCAUUUACCCCUAUGAUGCAUGUUCUGUGCAGUGGAAAAUGCAACAAGGUUCAACCAUUCCAUCUUUUCAUCAUUUUAGCAAAAAUCCCAUCAAAGGUGGAAAACAUACUAGUGAAUGUUAAAUAUCGCUGCGUUUACUGCCUUCAAUUAUACUCUAAGAUAAUCUAGGUAAAAUUCUUCUGUCUCCUGAGCAAUGAUACCUAACAAUGUAAUAAUCCGAGAUUGAUUGUAGUAUCCAUUGUGCAGGAAUCACGCACCUUUCUUUAAUAACACAAGAACACGGAAUAUCAAAGGGUCAUCAUCAUGCCCUAGGAUUUGUGUUUUUAAACCCAAAA